This is a messenger RNA of Sitodiplosis mosellana (orange wheat blossom midge), 1184 nucleotides long. Its product is annotated as cuticle protein 18.6-like. The record is from RefSeq and is a predicted model, not a curated record. The coding region runs from base 16 to 957 and encodes 313 amino acids. Gene Ontology annotation, cellular component: extracellular matrix. NCBI's taxonomy places the organism in Eukaryota, Metazoa, Arthropoda, Insecta, Diptera, Cecidomyiidae. The transcript is spliced from 5 exons.
UUAAACCUUUUAAAAAUGGCAUUCAAGUUCUUGGCAUUCUGCGCUUUCGUCGCCGUCGCUCGUGCUGGAGUCAUCAGCCACGCUCCAGCUUAUGCUGCUGCCCCAGCCUAUGCUGCUGCCCCAGCCUAUGCUGCCGCUCCUCUCGCCUACGCCGCACCAGUUGCCCAUGCUCCAGUCUAUGCCAAGGCCAUCCACCACGACGAUGAAUACGAUCCAAACCCACAAUACAGUUUCGCCUAUGAUGUUCAAGAUGGUUUAACCGGUGACUCGAAAAGCCAACACGAAACUCGCUCAGGAGAUGUUGUCCAAGGCAGUUACUCAUUGAUCGAUGCUGAUGGCCACAAACGUACCGUUGACUACACAGCUGAUCCACACAACGGUUUCAACGCUGUUGUCCACCGUGAACCACUCGUCCACAAAGUCGCCGCCGUUACCAAAGUAGCUGCCCCUGUUGCCUACGCUGCUGCCCCAGCCCAUUAUGCUCACUCACCAAUCUACCACUUCUUGGCAUUCUGCGCUUUCGUCACUGUCGCUCGUGCUGGAGUCAUCAGCCACGCUCCAGCUUAUGCUGCAGCUCCAGCGUAUGCUGCAGCCCCAGCCUAUGCUGCCGCUCCUCUUGCCUACGCCGCACCAGUUGCCCAUGCUCCAGUCUAUGCCAAGGCCAUCCACCACGACGAUGAAUACGAUCCAAACCCACAAUACAGCUUCGCCUAUGGUGUUGAAGAUGGUUUGACCGGUGACUCGAAAAGCCAACACGAAACUCGCUCAGGAGAUGUUGUCCACGGCAGUUACUCAUUGAUCGAUGCUGAUGGCCACAAACGUACCGUUGACUACACCGCUGAUGACAUCAAUGGCUUUAACGCUGUUGUCCGUCGUGAACCACUCGUCCACAAAGUCGCCGCCGUAGCUGCCCCAGUUGCCUACGCUGCCGCCCCAGCCCAUUACGCACACCACUAAAUCUGCAUCGGAAAUAAUUAGAUUUAAUACUGUAAAAACCAAUGAAAAAUUAAAUUGGAAAAAAACACACACACAAAACAGACUCAAAUGAAAUUAAUUUGAAGUGCACACACACACACACCUACGAAAUCUAAAAAAAAUUCAAUUCACUUCUUGUGGUGAGAUUAUUCUUUUUCCGUACUUUCUGUAUAUGCCGUUUUUUAGUUCAAAAGAUUCCACACAACUGA